ACACCGGAGGCUGUUCGGGGAGCGUCAUCAGUCCUGCAACGAGAUGUCACACACGUCCUGUUCAUACUAGCAUCUUUCACAUCUUCUAUCUUACUGAGGAAACAGCACGUUACAGAGGGAGACGCGGUUUUCUAAGCGUUGAUAUUGUAUCUUUCAGAGGGACCUAAACAGUGGAUACGUGGACAUGGUAAAGUGCACUGUGAUGUGUCUGAUAGGCUCGCAUGUGUCGUGUGCCAGUUCUGUCCAAGAUCGGUUGCAAUAGAUGCUUGCUUAUGAAAGACUUUAAUAUCAUCUUCACCAAUGCUUCAUCUUAUUGACAGCGACGACGUGCUUAUGCGCAGCGAUGUCAUCUUUGUAACCAACGAACAGUUGGUGUUUUGAAAAUUUUCUCUAUGCUGGCUUCAUUGCUUCAUCUGAAGAUUUGGUUGAAUGGAAGAGGAUGAGAAAUAAUGACUGACAACUGAAGCACUACCUCUUUUACCAUCUUAAUUUUGGACCGCUACAGGUUUUCGCGUUGAUCAUACACACAAGUGGUGAAUAUUUUUAAAACUUCUUGAUAUUUUUGAGAAGACUUUCAAGAAGACUUUCAAGGGACUUGGAGCAUCCUUCGGUUUUACAACUCCUUUCUUCUCUCUUUUGAAAGAGAUAAAGUAGGAACUGACUCUAGUUGUGGUCACCACGGCAGUAACUGUGGGAGCAGAUCCAAAGACGAUGGUCCACUGUGCGGGCUGCGAGAGGCCUAUAUUGGACAGGUUUCUCCUGAAUGUUCUGGACAGAGCAUGGCACAUUAAGUGCGUACAAUGCUGCGAGUGCAAAUGUAACCUAACAGAGAAAUGCUUCUCUCGAGAAGGGAAACUAUAUUGCAAAAACGACUUCUUCAGGCGCUUUGGAACAAAAUGCGCUGGUUGUGCUCAGGGGAUCUCGCCGAAUGACUUGGUCCGGAGGGCACGCAGCAAAGUGUUUCAUCUGAACUGCUUCACGUGCAUGAUGUGUAACAAGCAACUAUCCACAGGGGAGGAAUUGUACAUCAUAGACGAAAAUAAAUUUGUCUGUAAAGACGAUUAUUUAAGCAGCACAAACGGAAAAGACACCAAUCUUCUAUCAGUUACAGCUUGCAGUGAUCCUAGUUUAUCGCCAGAUUCUCAAGACCAGCUACAGGACGAUGUCAAGGACGCAGAAAUCGCUAACCUAUCGGACAAAGAAACCGGUAAUAAUGAAAACGAUGACCAGAAUCUCGGAGGGAAACGAAGAGGACCGCGUACCACCAUUAAAGCAAAACAACUGGAGACAUUGAAAGCGGCAUUCGCGGCAACCCCCAAACCAACGAGACACAUAAGGGAGCAACUGGCGCAGGAGACGGGACUCAACAUGCGAGUUAUUCAGGUAUGGUUUCAGAACCGGCGGUCCAAAGAACGGCGCAUGAAACAGCUGAGCGCGCUCGGCGCGAGGAGACACGCCUUCUUUCGCAGUCCGAGAAGAAUGCGAACACUGGUGGACAGACUCGAACCUGGAGAGUUAAUCCCAAAUGGCCCGUUUUCAUAUUAUGGAGAUUAUCAGAGCGAGUACUAUGGUCCAGGAGGGAAUUAUGACUACUUUCCCCAAGGCCCACCAUCUUCACAGGCCCAAACUCCCGUAGACCUCCCCUUUGUCCCGUCAUCAGGACCCACUGGCACCCCACUAGGGGGCAUGGAACAUCCUAUCCCUGGCCACCAUCCAUCUAGUGAAGUACAGCGCUUUUCAGAUAUCAUGUCUCACCACCCAGGUGACUCGCCCAGUCCGGAGCCAGGGAUACCAGGACCCCUGCACAUGUCUUCAGAUGUUUUUGGACCCAGUCCCUCCUUCACAUCCCUCUCUCUCAACGGCAGCGGAUACAGCAACCACCUCUCUCACCCUCCGUCAGAAAUGAACGAGGGCACAGUCUGGUAGCUUCUGUGAACGGACAUUUUGGUAGACAGAAAUUAUGAUAAACAGAGGAGGGAGGAACAGGGACACAAAUGGUUAUCAUUUUUGUUCAGUUUUUUUUCUUUUCAUGUCUUGUCAAGUACAAAGAACAGCAGAAGGCAGCAUGGCCAUUGACAUUUCUCUUCAUGAACUUAUUGUGUUGAUGUUCCGUUUCCUUCGUUUUCUUAUCCCUCUGAAUUAAAGUCAGUACUCAAGAAGAGAAAGAAAUGAUACUGAUACUGUUGACCCAGUCGCUGUAUGAACUCUGCUAUGAGGCUUAGCACAGCAGUGUCCCUCCAUAGGCUCAAUACAUACCGCUGGUUAAAUCGUCACUCUAAAAACAGUGAUUGUAACACAUUAACAGCGUUAGCUACUGUCAGAGACUUGUCAGCUUUACAGAGAAUCACCCAAGGCGGCUGAUCUAACACUAACCUGCAACGUUGACUCCAGGAAAGAUCUAAGCCGUCAGACUAAUUUAUUUAUUUGAAAACUCCUCAGACCUCCUUGCCUUUCAAGGCUCUGCCAUACUGACACUUAAACAACCUUUUCAACACUAAAUAUGUUUCUGAAGGCCAGGGAGAAAAAGCUUUUUUUCUUGUUCUGGACAUUCUUUUUUUCCCAAGAAUUCCACCAAAUCCGAAGAAGUUAGCCUUCAAAAGGCAAAUGUUACAAUUCGUAUGGAUGGUGAACCCUUUAUUUAAUGGAAGAGAACUUGAAACGUUGAUAAAUGAAGUCUACCUUCUAAAAUUAUUUUAACAAGGGUCUGAAAGGGGCAUAGAACAGUCAACUGUUUACGUAAUAUAUUUAAUUCAGGAGUAAAAGUAUCAACCAUGAUUUAGAACCUCUUGAUCCAGAAGAAAAUGUUCCAAGCAACCAACCAAACUUUUGUAUUAAUUUUAUUUAUAUUGUAUGAUGAAAAACAAGUUUGCUGGGGUUGUGGUUCACUGUGCUAGUUUGUACAAAAUGUUGUUUACAAAAAAUGGAAAAAAGGAAAAAAAUACAAGUAGACAGUUGCCAAAUAAAAACAUAGCACAAAUACUGUAAAAGUGCUUUGCACCAUUAUCCGCAGAACGUGUUGAAACAAAGUGUAAGUGUUUAAAAAACAAUAAGAAGUAUUUACUUCUUAAUUUUUUUAGUCUGCUGAAAAAAGAUUCACAAAUUGUUAAUAUAACAUACUUAGACCUACAAGUUUUAUUUUUGUGUCUUUAAAGGAAAAUUCAAACUAUUGAAAUUGAUGGUCAAAUGUGCAGCGAGCAGCUGCUACUUUCUUUAAAUAUCAAAUUCUCAUGGUAUGUCUUUUAUUGUUCUAAUAAACCUAAGCUUACGUGACCUCCAGUGCAUAUUAGACCAUUCACUGUAUAAAUAUAACAUGUUGAACAAAUUUGUGAGUUUUUAAUAAAAUUAGAAAAUAUAAUAUUUGGAUGAUAGGUGCUCUUCCUUGGACUAGCUGAAAUUGAUGUUAUAAAUACAAGAAAAACAUGGGAUUUUACAUGUCUCGAGAUGUUCUGUUUAGCAUUGUGGUUAGAUUGAAAGAAAUAUUUACCACUGCCUCGCGAGUGUGCCACUCUUGCUUAAAAAUGUAUAGAAGAUUGUAUUGGCUGCUAGCUAUUCCUACAACAUUUUUGUAAAAUCCAGUUCGCUGUCCUUUUAGUAUGGCUAAACUACUAGAAUGAUAUGGAAAUAUUUACAAAAAUUCUUCUCUGAGAGUUCAAGAUGAAGUUAAAUCGCACCUUUGUGUUAGCGUUAUAUAUACUUAGAUUAUUGUUGCUUUUCAUGUUUUACACUUUUAGUAUGCUGUGGGAAUUUUGGCCUCUGAUGAUAGUAGGAUUUGACUUUAGCGCAAGCCGGGUUAGAAGUCAUGUAAUAUUAAUGACUAUUUAUGAUCAUUAUGUACAUUUAUGUACAACUGAUAUAUCUUUUUAGAAAAAAUAUAAGUAAAAAUCUUUCAAAGAAAAGAAAAAUGACAUUCUUUAAAAAAUAUCGUAGUUUCAGUGAAAAUCAAGUUGCCUGGCCAAAAUAAUAUUUUUUGCCCAAAGCUAAGCUUUUCUAAAUGAUUUAAUGGCAAACAGAAUUUAACUGGCGACAUCAGAUAUGCAGAGCAACACCACGCCAUCUGAGACAAUAGCUAGAAUUUCUGAAGAGACAAACCAAUCACUGAACUGAUCUCAUAUCAUAUCUCAAUUCAAAGAUGACAAAACAGUCAAAUGAGAUUUAGCGAUUCAAAUCUCUUUGGGGAACGUGUAUGUGUGAGAAGAGGAUGCUUCACAGGUACAGAGGCAGGCAAAACGGGCAUCAAAUUGAGCCAGCUAUCUGCGGGAAAGGCCUUUAUCUCAUUGCAGUGUGUGGUUUUAGCGUGAAGGAGCCCGAAGUGCCCCUGUUGCACCCAGCACAUAAUCCACUAUGAAUUAAUCAUGGUCCUGAGAGUUAAACAGGCCUGGGGGCCCUCCUGAGCCCGAGGCUUAACCACAAUGCUGACUCCACUCUGUCACCCAGGAGGCCAAAGCUCUUUAAAUUCAAAUCUCUUAUUGAUUGAACAUUGACUAUUGGUUCGGACUGACCUUGUCAAUACAUUAAAUAUACAUGUUUUAUGUUUUUAUAAAUACAGUUUUUCACAGGAUUUAAAUGCAGGCAUGCAUCCCUUCAAUGUCAAAGUUUGUUUUUGGCGUGGAUGGGUGGUGGUAUCUUUAUGCUUUUAUUUAUUCCCAAGUUUUUCAACUUGCCAUAUUAAAACAAUCUUGUAAAAACCUACUGGCAAAGUGAAAACCUAAGAACUCUACUGCACUCAAUCAGCGCUUGCAAUGACCCUAACACUUGUGCUAUUGCUUUUAUUACAUGUAACAAAAAUCAAAGAUAUUUUAAAAACCAUUACUCAUUUUCAUUCUGACAAAAGAAGAAACUAACUUAAAUUUAAAACUUUAAAAUGUAAUGUUAUUUUAUCAUACGAUGUCCAGUGAAAACUAAGGCGAGAUCUUAAUUGCUGUCUAUAAUUUUCUUGAGCACACACCAACAAGACGUCUUUUGUCUUUACAGUCAAUGUGUACUGAAGUCAAUACAAUGCACAGUUCUUAUUUAAUUUUUUUACUGUUCCAAGGUAAUAUUCAGAUAUUCAAGAAAAGGUGUCCCCUAUUAUAGAUCUUGGAAUUAGUAGUCGAAUAUUUUUUUGUUGUAGAGGAAAUUCUAAGAAAUCAUGUAUUAAAAAUAGAGUAGAGACAUAUAAUUUUGCUAAGAACACAAAGGACAUUUUGCAGAUUUAAACACUAACAUAAUUUUGUUGAGCGUUUCUACUCAGGAUAACAUGACAGAAUAUACUAGAUAAUGAUCAGAAUGUUGAAUAUAAUCUGAUAUCUUUUGCAAUAUGAUUUCUCCAUAUCAAAUAAAUGAGGAAAGAUAAAGACUAAUGGGAUUACAACGAUUUUACCUGCAAACCAUAUAAAUUUAUCAUAGCAUAGCAAAUUAUAUUUGUAAGGUUAUACGCAUGGCCUUUUCCAUUGAGUGUAUGUGUUUUUAGUUAGUUUUAUUUUAUUUGUUGUUUAUCUGUUUAUUUGUCCUAUGUUUUGCCAUUUGAUAGCCAUUUAAACGUGCAAUUACGCACUGAAAACCAAUUGGGGUCAUAUUAAACACUUAGGUCCUGAUAACGACAGUAUUUUUAGUAUUUCUUUAGCUAUACACACACACCCAGCACAUGACAGAUGUGCUUUAUCCCAUUAGAAGAUGGACAUUGAUCUUUUAUUUUGUGUUUUAUUGCACACAAAAUAUUAAUAUAUUGCGAUUGCUAAAGUGGACCUUAACUUAUAUUGUACAUUUACAUUGCUUUUGUCUGAUUUGUUUGUCUGUAAUUGCUCAUUUGUUCUUUUUAUGAUACACAAU
Triplophysa rosa is the source of this 5808-nucleotide messenger RNA. RefSeq names its product LIM homeobox 1a (gene lhx1a). Gene Ontology annotation, molecular function: RNA polymerase II transcription regulatory region sequence-specific DNA binding; DNA-binding transcription factor activity, RNA polymerase II-specific. Gene Ontology annotation, biological process: neuron differentiation; regulation of transcription by RNA polymerase II. Bases 712 to 1926 code for a protein of 404 amino acids. The record is from RefSeq and is a predicted model, not a curated record. Gene Ontology annotation, cellular component: nucleus. The transcript is spliced from 5 exons. NCBI's taxonomy places the organism in Eukaryota, Metazoa, Chordata, Actinopteri, Cypriniformes, Nemacheilidae.